CUGUUGUAACCCAAUCUCUUUGUUCAUAAUAAGGCAAAUGAUGAAUAUUUGCAAGGACCAGAGUCCCUUGGGCUGAAAUAUCUGCAUUAAUUCAGAAGACUUUGAUUCAUAGCACAAUCCAAUCAAGUUCUCUGAUGGACAGCCUGUUACCUGUCUAGAAAUGGGAAGAAUGGCUGUCUGCAUUGCCAAAUUAUUUAUAGAUGAAUAAAGUUAGUAGGCAUUAACAUCUUGUAUGUUAAUGAAUCUCUCUUGAAUCUCUCUAAACUGAAGCAAGGAUGAGCUUUCCAAUUUUCCUCACUGUGAUAUCCUCCAGUUACAUUGGGACUAUAACUCCUACUUGGAGAAGUUUAUUCUGGAUUAAUUAAGCUUUUGGUGGAUCUUUCUGAUUAAAUUUCAGGACUAUACAUUGAUAGUUCUUCAGAAAUAAUACUGUUUGCUAGAAUCCUAAAACACAUUGUUCUAUAUCUAAUAGAUGCUUUCUUCUUCAAAUGUAUUUAACUCUGUAUAACUGCUGGUGUAUGACAUCACAAUAUUGUUUUGGAAAAUGGUGUCACUUUAUUUAAUAUAAAUAAAUUAAAUGGGCUCAUUUAAUUUCCCAUUUGCUAAUGAUACAGUCUUGUUGAGGAAAACUCAAAUGCUAGAGAGGGAAUUAAUUAUAAGGCUUUUUUUUUUUUACAAAAUAUCAAAGCUGCCAUUUAAUCAUCGAGGACAUGCUUUCAAAGAAUGUUAAAAGUAAUUUGGCAAGGUUUAAACUGGCACAAAUGGCUAAUUCAUUGGAACUAUUUAUUGUAAACAAAACCUUGAGCAGUUGACAGUUUGGGAGACUUUCCUUCUGCUUUGGGUAAAAAUUAUCAAAGUUUGGUCUAAUAAACAAUGUUUCCCCCCCCAUCCAAAUAAUGAUCAUGUGCUACUGGCCUUAAAUUUAAAUUUUAAGCUUUCCACCUAGUUUUCUUUGUACUUAGGCCAUCUCUGAGUUUACCUCAUCAAGAGAAGAAGCACAUGAACCAAGCUACUACAGAAAAACAAUCUGUUCUAAAUAAUUACUAUUCUAUUUCAGGUCUCAUUCAGGAAACCACAUCCUGGCCUAAUUAUAACACAGCCAUUCUGAGGUUUCAGAAGUUUUUUUUAACCAAUAAAAAUAAAAUAGAUAGGCAUCAUAUCAAAGGCACAGAUUGAGAGCACGAUGUUUUGUUACUACAUGAUAUUUGUUGUUGGAACAGUGCUUGUGUGCCAAGAAAUACUCGCAAGUCGUAGCUGCUCAGUGGAAAACACGAUAGCUUUCUACAAUUUCUGCAAUCUCACGUGGGUGCCACCUGUGCCUGAAGAUGUUGUUAUUCUAUUCCUAAACUUCAAUUUCAUCCAAGAAGUUAAUGCAACCUCUUUCCCUCUGAGGGAAAAACUGAAGAUUUUAUUCCUUGGGACACAAAAACGCUUUCCCUUAACCAUAGGAAAAGAUGCUUUUAGGAACUUGCCAAACUUACAACAAUUGGAUUUGGGUGGCAACAAAGUGAUAGUGUUAGACCCUGAUGCUUUUGUGGGCUUGUCUAGAGUACGUAUUCUUCAACUGUAUCAAAAUAAUCUUGAUAGAUCCAUUCUGGAAGAGGAUUACCUCAGAGAUUUGAUUUCAUUGGAAUAUCUGGACCUCAAAUAUAAUGAAAUCACUCAUGUUCGCCCUCACAGUGUAUUUUAUAACAUGAAAUCCUUGGACAUUCUAGACUUGGAAUUAAACCCUAUUGCAUCUAUCUGUGAAGGGGAUCUUAAUAGUUUCCAAGAAGCAAGGUUCAAAAUCUUUAUUCUUCGUAGUACUAAUCUGUAUACAAGAUAUGUGAACUGGGCAACUUGUGGGAAUCCUUUAAAAAAUGUUAGCAUAGAAACACUGGAUGUUGGGGGUAAUGGCUGGGGUACAACUCUAACACAGAGAUUCUGUGCAGCUAUUAGAGGGUCCCCAUUGUUGGGUUUGAAUAUUUCCUUUCAUGGUUUGGGUGCAUCAUUUGGAUUUAAUAAUCUUCCCGAUCCUGAUAAUAAUACAUUUGCAGGUCUUAAUGACAGUGGCCUCAUCCUUCUUGAUAUAUCAAACGGCUGGAUUUUGUCUCUUCAACCACAAAUAUUUCAAUAUUUCCAUGAUUUGAAGCUGCUGAAUCUAAAUAAUAAUAAAAUAAAUAAAAUUUGGAACGGAGCAUUUCUUGGUCUUCAGAAUCUGCAGCAUCUAUACCUAUCAAACAAUCUGCUUGGUGAGCUCUUUAAGUACACUUUUGAAGGUCUUCCUAAUGUGAAUCAGAUAGAUCUAAGACAUAAUCACAUUGGAGUGAUUGAUAGAGAUCCAUUCAAAUCCUUACCAAAGCUUCAACACGUGGAUCUCAGGGAUAACGCUUUAAAAACAAUAGAUUCUCUCCCAAAUCUCAUCAAUGUUAUGUUAGGUGACAACCGGAUACAGACUACAUCUUAUUGGAAAGUACAAUUUAUAAAUGCCACACUCCUUGACUUGAAAGGAAACAGAUUGGGAAAUCUGGGUGAUCUUUAUGAACUUCUCCAAUUUCCAGGCCCGAAGUAUCUUGCUUUAAAAAAUAAUCGUUUAUCCUAUUGCUUCAAAUAUAAAGACAUAGCAAAAGACAAUCAGUUGAUUUACUUGGACCUUGGAGACAACAUGCUAAAGCUUAUAUGGGAGAGAGGUUUAUGCUUGGAUGUGUUCAAAGCACUUUCCCACCUGGAAAUUCUCUAUCUCAAUAACAACUACCUUACUUUCAUCCCAGAGGGUAUAUUUAGUGAGCUAAUGUCACUCAAGACACUAGACUUGUCUAACAACCUAUUGACUUCCAUUUCUCAAGAUGCCUUUCCUACAAACCUGAAAUUUCUUAAUUUGUCAUCAAAUCAGCUAUUUUACCCUGAUCCUCAGCUCUUUGCAACAUUAGACCAGCUGGAUAUCACCCAUAACACAUUUUACUGUAAUUGCCUAUUAAGCAACUUUAUUAUGUGGCUAAACCAAACCAAUGUUACUUUAGAUGGCUCACGCAACGACAUAUUUUGUUCUGGACCACCGGAGUUCGCUGACGUUCCUCUCCAUGUCUUAGAUACAGAGAACUGCAAUGAACACAAGCUCAUGGAGCCUCUACAGCUGUCACUCUUCAUUUUGACCUGUGUUAGCAUAACUGUGUUUCUAGUAGCGGUAGUUGUUUUUACUCGUUUUAGAGGAGUUUGUUUCCGCUGGUAUAAAACACUCACACAAUUCCUCAUGAAGGAGCUCCCACCAGAAGUGGAUCAACAGGGAUACAAGUAUGAUGCUUACCUUUGCUAUAGCAGUAAAGACUUUGAGUGGGUCCAAAGUUCCUUGAUAACACAUCUAGAUUCUCAGUUUUCUAAGAAGAACAGGUUUGCGCUCUGCUUUGAAGACAGAGACUUCUUGCCUGGGGAGGAUCAUAUCAGUAAUAUUCAUGAUGCUGUCUGGAACUGCAGGAAAACAAUUUGCGUGGUCACAAGACAGUUUCUCAAGGAUGGCUGGUGUGUGGAAGCCUUUAAUUUUGCCCAGAGCAGGUACUUCUCCGAUCUGGAGGAUAUUCUUAUAAUGGUGGUAGCUGGAUCUCUUUCUCAAUAUCAGCUUAUGAAAUAUCAACCAAUCAGGGCCUUUUUGCAAAGGGGGCAGUAUUUGAGAUGGCCAGAAGACCAUCAAGAUUUGGAGUGGUUUUUAAGCACACUGUCUCACCAAAUAAUGAAGGAAAAGAAAAUUAAGAAGUCCCCUGCGUUAGAAUUGAAGGUUGUAAGGGUUUCCUAAGAGGCGUGGUUCCUGGCCACCAUGCAAUGUCAUAAGAAGGCUGACUUUCCAGAUAAUGUAUCAGUUCAUUCUGAUAUCGUAGUGAGCCAUUCUUUCUGCCCAAUGAGCUAGGUGGAUCUGGUAUUGAUGCUUCUAGCAAAACUUGAAUUUAUUUUUUUCACUGUAAAAUGUCAGUUUACUUAUUAUAGCAUUAAAGCCAAGUUGUGGAAGCCAUACAGGUAGUCCUCAAUUUACAGUCACAAUUGACCCCAACAUUUAUGUUGUUAUGUGGGAAAUUUGUUAAGUGAGUUUUGCCCCAUUUUAUAACUUUUCUUGCCAAUUUGUUAAGUGAAUCACUGCAGUUGUUAACUUUUGUUAAGUGAUUCUGGUUUCCACACUGACUUGGCUUGACAGAAAGUCACAAAAGGG
Molecule: messenger RNA, 4174 nt
Organism: Notechis scutatus (mainland tiger snake)
Lineage: Eukaryota; Metazoa; Chordata; Lepidosauria; Squamata; Elapidae
Source: RefSeq, a predicted model, not a curated record